AUGCUUCCGUUCGUGGUGGAGGUGCGGCGCGGCGGGCUGUGGGCGUCGUUGCCUCGCGAGCCCGAAUCGCCAGAGGUCGCCGUCGUCGGCGUCCUUUCGCGCGAGCGCGGGGUGCGUCUCGGCUGCGCCGGCCGCGCCGCCUCGAGCUACCGCAUCGUCGCGUGGGACGCACUGUCAGUGAGUGUCGAGUGGCGCGCAGAGGGAGGGGAGGGAGGCGGAGGGGAGGCGGCUCUCUACCGCGCGCCUCUGGUGCGGGGCAUGCCAUACGCCACGGUGAGCUACGGCUCCGGGGCGUGCCGCGCGCCGCUGGUCGAGUUCUUGCACGGCUCCAUCCUCUCGCUCAACGGGCAGGCCGCCGCGGCGGGACGCCUCGAGGCGUCUGGCACGCGGUUCGAGGUGCGUCUCGACACGGGUGUCCGGAGCGAGGGGGAAGGGGCGCUGCUGAUGAUGGCGCUGCCGCACCAGCUUGCCGGCCUCGCCGCCGCCGCCGAAAAGGGCGGGUGGGCGGGGGAGCUGCUGCCGGAGCUGGCGCAGUGGAGCGCCAAAGGCACCUCGCUCGGCGUGGCGAACUCCUACGGGACCGGCAAGGAGGUUGGCGCGCUCGGCCGGCUGGCCCUCAUCGCCGACGAGCUGGGCGAGGCCGACGCCGCCGCCACCGUGCGAGGCCGCCUCGCCGCCGCGCUCGACGCUUGGCUCGAUUGCGACGGCGGGAAGGCGCCGUGCCGUUUCUCGUACGACCGCAGCUGGGGCGGCGUCGUGCCAACUGAGGCGCUCGCCGAUCCGGCCGCCUCCUUCGGCGUCGGCUGGCACAACGAUAAGCACUUCCACUACGGCUACUUCCUGUACGCCGCCGCGGCGCUCGGGCGCGCCAACACGACGUGGCUCGCCGCCCGCACGCCCGCGCUGCUCACCUUGGUCGCGGACGUCGCAAGCCCGAGCGCCUCCGACCGGCGCUUCCCGCCGCUGCGCCACUUUGAUGCGUUCUGCGGCCACUCUUGGGCGCUGGGCCUCUUCGCCUCCUCGGCGGGGCGCAACCAGGAGAGCGUGUCUGAGGCGCUCAACGCGUGGCACGGCAUCGCCCUCCUCGGCCUCGCGUUGCGCAACGAGCGCCUGGUUUCGCUCGGCCGCCUGCUGGCUGCGGUAGAGACGCAGGCCGCGGCCGUCUACUACCACGCCGGGGCGAGUCCCGUCGCCUGGGGCUCGGCGUCGUUCGUGCCGCGCGUGUACCCGCCUCGCUGGCCUCGCGACGGCGUGGUCGGCAACUUGUGGGGGCUCAAGGCCGAGGCGUCGACUUGGUUCGGGCGGGAGGACUACUUCAUCUUUGGCAUCCAGGUGAUCCCGCUCACGCCCCAGGCGUCGGAGCCGCUGCUCGACCAGAAAUGGGUUGCCGCCAGCAGGGCCAGCUGGGAGACGUCGAUGCGCAGACUGCCAGCAAAAGACGAGACGUGGAGGGCGUUUCUCGUCGCAAUGCUUGCGAAGCUGGAGGCCCAAGCGCGAGUGGAGGGUGAAGAGCGGCUGGAGGCCGCGUUGCCGGCCGCCGUGCGGGUCUUCGGCACCUUCACCGAAGACGAGGUGCUCGAGGCUGCCGCUACGGCGGGCGGCGCGCUCCUCGUGUCGGCCGUCGUGGUUGGGAUGUGGUUGUGGGCGGCGGGGCGCCAGCGCGCACGGCUCGGCCCGCUCGCGUCUCGGGCGGGCAGGGAUGUGGACUUUGCCGCGUGGCUCGCCCUCGGCGGACCGACCGGCAACGAGCUCGCCGCGACGCCGCCGACGCGGGGCUCUGCGCGGCGCUCCGGCAGCCGCGGCAGCCGAGCGGCCCAGUCCAGCUGCUGCAACAGCGCCAGCGUGCACGGCGCCAGCCUGCACGGCGCUUUCGAGCGCUCCCUCGCGUCGGACGCAGCCUCGGCGCAGCUCGUGCAGCAUUUCAAGGUGACGCCGACCUCGGGCUCGGCCAGCGCGGCGCAACGGUACCAGCAGCUGGAAAUCGGGACCGACUCGGCGCCAUCCAGUCCACACUGA
Emiliania huxleyi CCMP1516 is the source of this 2016-nucleotide messenger RNA. RefSeq lists its product as hypothetical. NCBI's taxonomy places the organism in Eukaryota, Haptophyta, Isochrysidales, Noelaerhabdaceae. Bases 1 to 2016 code for a protein of 671 amino acids. The record is from RefSeq and is a predicted model, not a curated record. Gene Ontology annotation, molecular function: endo-1,3(4)-beta-glucanase activity. The transcript is spliced from 4 exons.